GGCAUGAGCAGCAAAAAAAAUAGUGAAGAUCACCGUGACCAUUGGAGCAAUGGCAAGGAGAACUCUGUAGAGAUCAACUCAUAGCUAGAAUAAUAAAUAUCAUGACUGGGUGGUAUCUGUCGUGGUUCUUCUGGCUUCUUUCGUCCCGAUUGGAAGUCGAACGAAAAAUACUGGACGACAUCCGGUCGGUUCGGGCGCGAAAUCGAAGCUCCGUCGGCGGCGGUGGCGAGACCUCCUUCGAUUUCGAGGAGCUGAGGGAGAUGCACUACCUCCACGCGGCGAUAACGGAGGCAAUGCGGCUGUACCCACCGGUGCCGAUGAACUCGACAGAGUGCCAAGAGGAUGACGUACUGCCGGAUGGGACGGCGGUGAAGAAAGGGUGGUUCAUGUCGUACAAUUCGUACGCGAUGGGGCGGAUGGAAGCGAUCUGGGGGAAGGACUGCUUGGAGUACAGGCCGGAGAGGUGGCUGGAGGAGGGGUUGUUCCGCCCGGUCGCCGUCAAGUUCGCGGCCUUCCACGCGGGGCCGAGGAUGUGUCUGGGGAAGGAGAUGGCCUACAUACAGAUGAAGUCGAUCGCGGCGUGCGUGCUGGAGAGAUUCGUGAUCGAGGUGGUGGAUAAGGACACGUGUCCGGAGAAGAUGAUGUCGCUCACGCUGAGGAUGAGGGUAGGGCUGCCGGUGUGCGUGAUGCAGAGGCCGGCGGCUACGAUUGACUGA
Elaeis guineensis (African oil palm) is the source of this 716-nucleotide messenger RNA. The record is from RefSeq and is a predicted model, not a curated record. NCBI's taxonomy places the organism in Eukaryota, Viridiplantae, Streptophyta, Magnoliopsida, Arecales, Arecaceae.